CUUUGACAAAGCAGAGAGUUUCAGAACUAAAUCCAGCAAAAAGAAAACUACGGAGAAUGAGGAGGACAUUUGAGUGUAAUGAAUCCAUGAUCAUCACUAUUCCCAUCGGGAAUCUCAAGGAUGCUGGAGCAGGUCAACUGAUGCCGGAGAAAUUCAUCUGUGUGUUCCGAGAUUCCUACAAAGUCUUUGUCUGCAAUGGAAAACCAAAGCCUCUCGGAGCAGCUCAAGCCAUGACUGGACUGCUUCUUUGUAUCAUUGGUCUGGUUGUGUUGGAUUGGAACACAGUGGUCUACACUCUACCGAGUGCUCUGUUUGUGGUCUCUGGUUUGCUGUCCUAUGCUGCAGGAACAGCUCCACACAUGAACCUGGUGAAGUUGUCAUUCUCUCUGAACAUUUUCAGCUUCUUCUGGUCAAUCGCUGCAUUUUCUAUCAGCAUGAUCCACUUCCACUCUUCAUCAACUUACCAACAAAACCAUGUCAAAAUGCAUCAGGGUGUCACUGGAUUGAUCAUGAGUCUCCUGGUUGUUGAAAACAUUACAGCCCUGUUUUUGAUCUACUGGCUGAGCAAAGCUGUGUGCAGACAACAAUUCAACACCUUGCCCAUUAUACGGCUGAAACAGGAAGACUGAAGCAAAACGCUCACUGGAGAUCAAGUCAAGACGCAACCUGAUAUUUGAACUUAACUUUCUGAUCAUAUUUAAACAAAACAAAAUUACUUAUUAAAAAAAAUAAUGCAGCAGUAUAUUCUGUAUAUCACCAAAUUUAUGUUGAUGAAUAUUAAAUGUAAUUCCUGUUACUUUUGUUUUGUACAAUUUCCUUUUACAUUAACAAGCUACAUUUUCCAACCACAUAUGUAAUCACUUUAUAUUGAUAUUUGA
This is a messenger RNA of Solea solea (common sole), 878 nucleotides long. RefSeq lists its product as uncharacterized. The record is from RefSeq and is a predicted model, not a curated record. The transcript has 7 exons. The coding region runs from base 57 to 629 and encodes 190 amino acids. Lineage: Eukaryota; Metazoa; Chordata; Actinopteri; Pleuronectiformes; Soleidae.